UAUCGUCAGCAAACAAGAUGAUUGGAAUUCUAGCAGCCAUCUUCGCUGUACCGGUGCUGUUUAACGUACAAGCUGUGACGGCAGCGGCAGAUGUGACGGCCCCCGCUGGAAAAAUGGCCGGGCUGGAACAGGACGUACUGGGAACGACGGUUAACGCCUUCCUGGGGAUCCCGUUCGCUAAGCCGCCAAUAGGAGAACGGCGAUUCAAACGUGCUGAGCCCAAGGAACCAUGGGACGGGAUACACCAGGCAACACGACUACCCAACGCCUGCAGUCAACAAUUGUACGAGGACGAAUAUUACCUGUGGGCAUUGAACACACCAGUUAGCGAGGAUUGUCUGUACCUGAACGUUUGGCAACCAACCCCUGUCCCUACAGGAGCCGCUGUGAUGGUCUGGAUAUAUGGAGGAGGAUUUCAAACGGGUUCGUCUUCAGUUGCUACUUAUGAUGGAAGAUACCUAGCGGCAACCGAAGGUGUGAUAGUUGUGGGGAUAAACUAUCGGGUCAGCACACUAGGUUUCCUGUAUGCCGGUACUGAAGACGCACCUGGGAACGUUGGUCUUACGGACCAGGUCUUGGCACUACAGUGGGUACAGGACAACAUCGCAUCAUUCGGAGGAGAUCCUUCCAAAGUGACACUUUUUGGGGAAAGCGCUGGAGGAAUCAGCAUUGGGUACCAUCUGAUGUCUCCAGGCAGUUGGACUCUUUUCAGUCGGGCUAUACUACAGAGUGGGACGGCUCUUAUGGACUGGGGACGCGAUUCUAAAACUGACGCAUACGAUAAAACAGUGAGUUUUGCUCAAACGCUCGGGUGUCCCACAGAACGCGGCGAAAUGCUGGUGUGUCUUCGGAACAAGGACGGGCAACAUCUUGUAAACACCUCGGUCUUGGGAUACACAGCAUUCUAUCCUGUCUUAGAUGGGAGUUUCAUUCCUCUUAACCCGCCCGUUGCCUUGGAAAAUGGGGCAUUCAAGAAAGCAGACAUUCUUCUUGGUUCCAACGAAAACGAAGGUACCUACUUCUUUGUUGUUGACGAAUCGCCCGGCUUCAGCGAGGGUACGGAAAGCCUUAUCACCAAGGAGCAGUUUCUUGAGGGGAUUCCGUACAACGUUCCUGUGUUGAACGACUUCGCCGUUGACGCUGCAGCCUUUCAGUAUACCAAGUGGGAGGAGCUGGACGGAGAAGCAAUGUACCGUGACGCAUUGGAUUCUCUGUACGGCGAUUUUUACUUCAUUUGCCCGGACGUCAACACUGGUCGUGCCCAUGUUACGACUAGAGCAUCGGUCUACAUGUACCGGUUCGCCCACCGGGCCUCGAUCUCUACCUUCCCGCCCUGGAUGGGAGUGAUCCACGGUGAGGAGUUACCGUUUGUGUUCGGUCUACCCCUGGAUCCAGCGUACGUUUUCAACGAGGAGGAAAAAGUGCUAACUCGCAGGAUGAUGCGGCACUGGGCAAAUUUUGCCAAAACAGGCUUUUCCAACCUUCUUCCCGAAUACUGA
Molecule: messenger RNA, 1499 nt
Organism: Branchiostoma floridae (Florida lancelet)
Lineage: Eukaryota; Metazoa; Chordata; Leptocardii; Amphioxiformes; Branchiostomatidae
Product: cholinesterase 2-like
Exons: 4
Coding region: 18-1499 (493 amino acids)
Biological process (GO): acetylcholine catabolic process; choline metabolic process
Cellular component (GO): plasma membrane
Molecular function (GO): acetylcholinesterase activity
Source: RefSeq, a predicted model, not a curated record